UCGUCAUAACGUUAUCAAGCAGAACAAAAUCCAGACUAAUGUUUUGCUAAGGAGUGAAGUCUUUUAGCAAACAACCUAAACUUCGUCAAAUUUGUCUAGACUAAUCUAGAUUCUGGCUAGAUAGAUCUAGAUUUCUAUCUGUAAUCUACUGUUUCUAAUUUCCCAAUUAUGGAUAAAGCAUCUGCUCCACCAGGGUACAAUGAAUAUGAAGUAACUGCGAACACUCAGCAAGCGCCACCACCAACAUAUCCAGUUUAUCCAACUCAAGGCGGCUACCCACCACCGGCAGGUUACCCAGGAUACUAUGGACAGCCCCAACCAGGGUACAUCCCACCCCAGCCAGGAUAUGGUCAGCCGGUGCAAUAUGGACAGUAUGGAAUGCACCAGCAAAACAACAUAGUAGUAACACAACAGCCUGGUUCUCAACAAGUUAUUGUUGCGCCUUACAGAGAUCACAUGACUGCUGCUAUUUUGGUGACGUUGUGUUGCUUCUGGCCAACAGGGAUUAUUGCCAUUAUGCGUGCCAGUGAUGCUCGUAGUGCCAUGGCUCGUGGAGAUGCUGCCUCUGCUGCUUCCUAUUCCAGGUCUGCAAAGAGCAUGGUCACCAUGAGCAUUGUCAUUGGUGUCAUCAGCCUGGUCAUUGUGGUCAUUAUACUUGGCGUUUACUUUGGUCUCCUCAUGUCUUCUAUAAACAGAUUUGAUUAAAUCAUCAAGAUAUACGAAGGUUGGAUAAAAAAAAAUAAAUUGUAAUGCAUUAACUGAGUGCAAAGUAAACAUUGUGAUAGUUGUGGCUUAGGACUUGUACAGAUUGGCUAGUUUUAAGAAAACUGUACUUGUACCAAAUAUAUUGAAAUUCUUUCUGUUCAAUCAAAAUUUUUUUGCUAUACUUACCAAAGCGUUGAAGGAUAGCAAUAUUCACAUGUAGUUCUUAUUGUAUAUAGUUCUUGUUACUCGGUCUUAAACGUUUAUUAGGGAUAAUUAAACCAUUGAAAUUCUUGUCUUGUUUUAUGUUAUACUUGUGUACAGUCGCCAAAGAUACCAUUAAGUUGAAAUGAAUCAAUGCUAAUAUAGCUAAUAGUUUUUAAGAUUAAAUAUCAGAAGAUAAUUAGUACAGUCAUGAACAUUUUUUUAUUUUUUAAAAAUAAUUUUUUGAAGGAUGAUUUUUGUUUUUUAAAUAUUUUUAUAUUGACACACUUGAUGAUCAAAGACAAAAUCUUGCCAUAUGAAUGCUUUUUUUUUUUGUUAAUAUAUUUUUUUUUAAACAUUAAAACCCUUCAAACGGUUUGGAAUCAGUUUAAUUGUAAGUGAUAUUUGAAUAAAUUUUAUUUUUUCAUAAGUUGUAUUAUCCAGUCAAUCUAUUUGACUUUCUUCAAACUUUGCUUUUAUAUUAUCAUGUCUCAAAACUUGACAAAAUGUUCAGCUGUCACAGUUUAUCACCUUUGUCUCUAAAGUUUAUUAAUACCUUUUUUUUUUCUUGAUACUGUAUACUGAGGGCUGUUGUAUUAUUGUAUUUUUACUAAGUCUUGUUUCACAUGACCUGUACAUGGUUUUAACCACUUGGAAAAAUAAAAUAAAAUUGGAGAAGACUAUGGGAGUUUUCGUACUACUCUGUGAUGGUAAAAUGGCUGUAUUUUGCUACUAGGCUAGAAGGUUGCCAUCCAAAGCUUUGGGCACAGUGACCUGUGUGACUAAAUACAUGCUUUCUAGCUUAUUAGCUUUCGGUCAUAGAGAGAUGAGCCAACCUCAAAGCAGUUAUUUGUCUGUUAUUCAUUGUACACAAGACUCACUGCAAAUGAAAUAAAUAAUGUAAAAUGUGCAGUUGGAAAUUGCAAACUCCUGUCUAGUAUGAAAACAACAUAGUCAUCAUUGCCUGGGGCAGAGGCCACCAAUCGGCUUACUCCAGGCAUCUUGGUUCUGGACGAAUUUCUCCAACUAUUCCCAUAUAUUGCCUAUCUGCUUGGCAUUUGCUUCCAAAUUGCAGUGUCAUAUAUUCCUGGCCAUCCCCUCUUCUUCUGAGGAACUGUGGCAAUGAACCAAGCAGCAGCCCAUGGAAGUAGAUGUCCCUUAGAGAUGCUGGAGAUGGAUAGGUCUUACCCUUUGCAAGCUUGCAUCCAACACAUCAAGGGAAUCCUUCACCUGAAAUACUGGCACAACAAAAACAUUUUUUUUUUCGACAAAUGUGUGAAACAAGCUUAAGGCAGUCUGAACUUUCCAUUUCAUGACCAUGACACAAAAUAAGAUCAGCUGUGACAGUUAGUGUCAGCUGUGACAGUUUAGUGUCAGCUGUGACAGUUAAGUGUCAUUGCCUCAAUUCUAUUCAGUCAAAAUGUUUAAACUUUAUUAUCCAGGGCUGUUGUGUUAUUGCCCAGCCCGUACGAAAUACAUAUAUAUACCAUAUUGUAAUACAUUGAGUCUUGCAUUUAAAAAUUUUUUUUUAAAAACAUUGUUAUCAAUUCUUCUUGUUUUUGUGAACUUUAAAACAUAAUGCAAUAACACAGUCAUUAUAUGAUAAUCUCUUUGUCGUUUUCUUUCCUUGAAAUUGUUUGUUUUAACAUUUAUGGGCCAAACAGAAUCUAAAUGUUAUUAUAUAUUUUUAUUAAUAUAAUUCAAUUGUAAUAUUACUAUUAUAUACAUACACACAUGCAUUGUAGUUUUCAAGGAUUUUAAAAAUUGUUUAUACUUAGUAAGGCUUCAUAGUUUUGGAGACCAGCAAUUAAAAAAAAAAUUGUAAUGUCACAACUGUUUAAGAAAUUUUAUUUUAAUUUUUUUUUUAACAGUACUUAUAAGUUAAUAGUAUUUAACUCUUUCUUUCUGGAAUUAUUUUCCACAUUGUGAUGGAAAUAUUCAUUUUGUUCAUUUGUGUUAUUAAAGAAGAAUGCAUGCUCUUUUUAUAUAACACAAAUUAAAGUUUGUAAAACCAAAAAUUAAUUAAAUUUAAUGGGCUCAAAUCAACGUUAGUAUUGUCUGUUAGGAGAGAAAGAGUUAAUAGAUAUCCACAAGCUUUGCUGAUAUUCUUUAUAGGUGCACACACGAUUAGGAAAAUAUAAUAUAUUUUAUAAUGCAAAGACCAGACGUAUGGUAUCUAAAUAGAUAUUCAAACAUGAAACUCUAAAUCUCAUGAUAAAAUCACAAAGUAAUAUGUGAAGCCUGACAUACUUUAUAAAAUAGCUCUUAUAAAAUUAUGUCCAGAUUUAAGGAUUUUUUUUUUUGAGUCAUUGUUACAUUGUGCCAGUAAUUUUAUUUAAUAUUACUUUUAUUAUAUGAAGCAUUUGUUGUGUAUAGACCCAUUUUAUUGUCUUAUAUGGGCUACAACAGUUCUUUUUUAACAUCAAAUAAGUUUCCACUAGUCAAUUCUUUAUAUACAUUUUGACAUGUUUCAUUUGAAUGUUAGUAACACUGAAUCUUGGUUUCCUUUUAUGGAAGAUCUGAAAUUAUUUUGAAAAAAUGUUUUUCACCCUGAUAAAAACAAAUUUGUGUAGUUACAUAAAUUAUGAUUUUAUUUUGUGUUAGUGUUAGUUUUUUUGUGUGUGCAGUAUAAAUAAUCAUGUUAAUUUAAUCCACCAUAAAAUCAUGAAAUUCUGCCACUUAUGUACACAUACACAGAGGUAUUUUGUCUCUUUCAUGGAAUUUACAAAUUUCAGUGACAAAGCUAAAAACAUCAGAGUGUUGGUUUUUUUUUUUUAUUUAUUGCUUUUUUUGUGUGCUAUUAGCCUCAACUUAAACCAGAGAAAGUUGUACAUCAUCAUGUUUGAGAUGAAUGUUUACAGGUUGUUUUUUUUUUUGUUGAGAUUUUAAAAACUGUUGAACUCUGACACCAUUUAUUUGCUAAACUUUAGUCACUGAUUGAAGUUGACUUUAAAAAAAAAGUUACACUUUCAGCUUCAACAUGCCUUAAAAAAAUUCUGUACUAUUCAGAUCAGAAUGUUUAUAUUUGUAAGCUGUGACCUGUACAUUAAAAAAAAAGUGAUUUUAUUUUUUUCUCCACUGAUAUUUUUCACAACUGUCUCUUUUACCUUCAACAACCUUUGAACUAUAAUAGGUUUAUGGAUUUUGUAUUGAUUUUAUUUCUCAGGAGAGAUACAUUAGUUUAUUGUAACUCUCUGCACUGACUGAACAAAAAUGAGUUUACAUCCUCAAAGUUCUGAGAUAAUAUAUUUUUUCUUUUCAAUGCUUUCUUCAGCUAUAUUUGAAAGCAAGUUGUUCUAGAAGUUCCUUACACUUGGACUAAUCUUUACAAAUCUCUGCUGUAGAAACCAACAUGGACUAUUAAUUUAAUACCAAAAAAAAAAACAAAAAACAAAGCCAAUGUCUUGAAAUUUUACCAUUUGAAGGCUCAUAAUGGAUGAUUGGAUUUCAAUUUGCUUACAUGUUUGAUAAUAGUUUUUGAAUAUCUCUUGCUGAUCAAAUGUAUUCAUAUACACACUUACACUGCUGACAUUGCUUUUAUUUCAACUGCUUUGUUCAAUUUGUUUUUUAUUUUCAGAGUUAAGUCAAAGAUUUUAUUGCAUGUUUCGGUGACUUUUGUUGGAACUGCUGUAUUCCUCUUGUUUUAUGUCAGAUUAAAAUAAUAUUAAUAGAUUUAUAUUGUGAGGAUUAUCUGUACUUAACUGUUAUAAUAUAUAUAUAUAUAUAUAUAUAUAUAUAUAUAUAUAUAUAUAUAUAUAUAUAUAUAUAUAUAUAUAUAGUGCUGAGAAGUCAAUGGCUGGAGCUAAUGCCAGGUCCCAUGAGACCCCAUGGGCAUAGUGAGACAUUUCUGCUGGAGGUCAGUUUUGAAACACUCCUCAUCCCUUUAAGUUUCUUGAUGGUCAAAUUAAUUCAAGAUUUUUAGGGGUCAUACUGUAUAGUAAUGUGUUUUCCAUCUUGAAAGAUAGGGCAAUAUCCUGGUAUUAUAUGGACUGUUACAUGACACCCUGCUCGUUAACUGUUUGGCCAAAGAAUUAGAUGACCUUAACAUUAUCUGUCCUAUAGAUUGCAAGGUCUGAAAAGGGAACUUAGCUUAAUAUGGACCAUUAAGACUAAAUAUACCAACCGAAAAAAUUGGCUCAUAAAAAUUACAAUUCCUUUUAUGUAAAUGGAUUUUUCAAAUUUUGGACCUAAAAACAAUCAGAUAUCACACCACAUAUUAAUUUUGUUUUCGUAACAAAUUACAGAGUGUGUACUUGAAUGAUUAUAAAAAUAUAUAUAGUAAAUCUAAAUGCAACAAAGAAUUCAGAAGGAAAUUUUACAUGUUUCAUAAUAUUUAAUAGAUAGUUUUGUUUCAUUUUGUUGUAGUACCUCUUUCUAUCUCUCACUAUAACUCUAAAGUCUACAACAGGUUUUUAAAUCAACUGCAUGUUUGCUCAAAUUGAAGGGAGAAAUACAGUGUUUUAUUUCCUGAGAAGGUUGUUGUUGUUUUUUUUUGCUGUGAAUUGGAUUAAUAUAUUCAGGCAAUUAUUUUAAGGGCUUGUUUUAAGAAAUGUGAUUUUAGUUUUUGUGAUUUACAUUUUAUUAGUUUAGUUGUAAAGAGUAACCAUUAUCGAUAUAAUGUUUUUUUUGUGCACAUACAAUUACACAUAGUUAAUUAACUAAUUGUUUUUAAUUUUUUUUUUCUAUAGAUUCUUGUGUUGUCAGGUGAAAGAAGUAAUUAUGCAAAAUUUUAGCUUAAUUAUAGUUGGGUGUGGGAGAAAUGAUGUGUACAAACUUUUUGACAGACAGAGUGAGCAGAUAUAGGUUUUGUAAAAAGAAGAGAUUGCAAAGAAAGAUA
This is a messenger RNA of Biomphalaria glabrata, 5743 nucleotides long. RefSeq names its product proline-rich transmembrane protein 1-like. The coding region runs from base 169 to 705 and encodes 178 amino acids. The transcript has 4 exons. The record is from RefSeq and is a predicted model, not a curated record. Lineage: Eukaryota; Metazoa; Mollusca; Gastropoda; Planorbidae. Gene Ontology annotation, cellular component: membrane.